GGCAGACCUCAGCAAAAUCCCGUCUUCGGUUUUCGAUACCUGUACGCCGACCACCGGCGCCACAGAAACGGUGAGCGUGUGUCCUAGGACAGGACAAGAGUGGAUUGCUUUCGACUUUGUCUCAGCCGCGAGUUCAUUGUCCCUGACAGUCUCGGUAGAUCAGCAUCCAAUGUGGGUAUAUGCCGUGGACGGUCUUUAUGUCGUGCCCAUGUUAGUCGAGGCUAUCACCAUGGAGAAUGGCGAGAGAUACUCCGUUCUGUUGCAUCUUGAUCAAACUCCAGGCAACUAUUCUAUCCGUGCCGCAUCGGCGAUCCCUCAGGUCAUAACCACCAGUGCUGUGCUCCAGUAUGCAUGCCCAGGAGUUCAGAGCAACCCAGGACCGUCCGACCCAUACAUUACAGUCUCCGGUGCGAAUUCGACCAAAGACGUCAACUUCUUCAAUACUGUCGAGCAGCGCACCUUCCAAGCGCCUCCCAUCUCGCAACAGGUUAACGCAACAUACAUCCUGCACACUGGCAGCAUGAAUCGAGGCUGUCUAUGGUCCUUGAACCACACUUGUUAUGAUGCGAGCCUAGAGGACACAAGUCAAAUACCGCUCUUAGGCGGGCCAGCCUCUGCAGUUGAUUUUCCGGGACUCGUAAUGAAUUCAACAUUCGGAUCAUGGACCGACAUUAUCCUCUUGUCUACAGAUCUCGGCGCCCCCCACCACCCGAUUCACAAGCACAGCAACAAGGCUUACAUUAUCGGACAGGGCACCGGGCCUUUCAAUUUCACCACGGUGGCUGAAGCUGCUAGCGCAAUGCCGGAAGCUUUCAACUUGGUCAACCCGCCGCUCCGAGACAGCUUUGUUAUCCCGGCCGUUGGAUUUGAGCCAACCUGGCUAGCCAUCCGCUUCCAGAGUGUCAAUCCGGGACCGUCCUUCAUUCACUGCCACAUUGCGAGUCACCUUGGUGGCGGUAUGGCCAUGAUUUUCAUGGAUGGUACCGACAGGUGGCCGUCGGUACCAGACCAGUUCAUAAACUAUGAUGGGGGAUUGUGGGAUGCAUCAACCAUCGUUGCCUCAAGCAGCACUUCAAGGGCAGCCCCUACUACCCAACCAUCGUCGGGUGAUGACACGAAAUCUUCGGGGGUAGCCGGCAGAUCGACUAUCAGGGGAUGGUGGUAUCUCGCCUGUCUCACAUUUGUACCUUAUGGAUUGCUAUAGUGGAUGAUAG
Molecule: messenger RNA, 1214 nt
Organism: Fusarium oxysporum Fo47
Lineage: Eukaryota; Fungi; Ascomycota; Sordariomycetes; Hypocreales; Nectriaceae
Product: Cupredoxin
Exons: 1
Coding region: 170-1204 (344 amino acids)
Molecular function (GO): copper ion binding; oxidoreductase activity
Source: RefSeq, a predicted model, not a curated record